Racocetra persica is the source of this 210-nucleotide messenger RNA. NCBI's taxonomy places the organism in Eukaryota, Fungi, Glomeromycota, Glomeromycetes, Diversisporales, Gigasporaceae. The record is from the annotation of a GenBank genome assembly.
AUCAAUGGAUCAUAUUUGCCUCCACUGGUGGGAACUAUGUAUCUCGUUGGACAGAAUGCCGUUCCGUAAAAGAUUUUGAUGGUACAGACUCAAUAAUAACAGGGUAUAGCACCCCAUGGUGGGCAGCAGGAUAUUAUUUCGAAUCAUAUGACUAUUUCUACGGUCAAUAUUUUAAAACUGAUUAUGUAAUGUGGUAUUAUGACAAUGCCG